Dovyalis caffra is the source of this 873-nucleotide messenger RNA. The record is from the annotation of a GenBank genome assembly. NCBI's taxonomy places the organism in Eukaryota, Viridiplantae, Streptophyta, Magnoliopsida, Malpighiales, Salicaceae.
AUGACCCACAAUAAACAACUGAUAAACCUAUUUCCUCUCCAUCCAGAAAAUCUUGUUCAGCAAUACAAAGACAUGCAUGAUCAUGAUCAAGUUGCCUUUCUCUUGGAAACAGCCGGCUGCGACGAUACCUCCACUACUCUCCAAGGCCUCCUUGACAACACGACGACGACGACGAACACCACCACCACCUCAGAGGAUGGGCCACUCGGUUGCCAUAUUGAGAUUGAUCAGGAGAGAUGCGAUGGGCGACCCAGCUUGCUGGAAAAGACAGCAAUGAAGUGUAAAACGAGAGACUUGAGUGAGGAGAGGUGGGUGAGUUACUGGGAGGUGGUGGAGAGGAAAGAGCAAGAAGAAGUGAGUAGCUCUUCAUGUUAUGGUGCUGCUGAUACAUUGGGGAAGAUGCUGCAGGUUGAAGAUGGUCAGAAAAAGGGGUUGGUUGGUUUGAAGCUUGAUUAUCAAGAGAUCUUGAAUGCUUGGUCUGAUAAAGGCCCACUUUACAUUGCAGGAGAGUCCCCACAAACUGUUCCUGAUAUCUACGAUGGCUCCAACGCAUUAAUGGACGGGUGGGGGAAUUUAUGGAGCGUGCCAGAAAUGCGUGGCAUGAAAAUGAAGGAAGGGAAAGAGAGUUGGAAAUUAGGGCAAAGAGAGGCAAGUGUGUUGAGGUAUAAGGAGAAGAGGCAAAGCAGGCUUUUUGCUAAGAGAAUUCGAUAUGAAGUUCGAAAGAUCAAUGCAGAGAAACGCCCCAGGUUGAAGAGAAAUGCUUUGUCAUCAACAUUUCGUUAUGGGUUUAGCACGUUAAAGCCAGCAACCAUUGGUCGCAAAAGCUGUACAGAUUUAAGUGAAAUUGUGUAUGCAUGCAUGCAUGUGUACUGA